AUGUCUCGAAGAGGACCCUAUUUGAUUAUGGAUGCUUCGAAAAUUUGCCGCCUUUGCCUGCGUGAAGCACCAGACAUCGUCGACGUGUUGAACCCCGACGAACCAUAUCUAAUGGAGCACGUCAGCUACUUCUUCAGAUUAGAGAUUAAAGGCAAUGAUGGCAAAUCAACCAAGAUAUGUCAAUACUGCAUUCGUAAGAUUCAUAUUUGGCAAGGACAAAUCGAGAAAGUUCACUUAAAUCAGUGUGUAGUGGAUUAUUUAGCACAUAAAAACAAUUUGUUACUCGCUUCCCAGGCUUUGAGUACACAACCCUCGAUACAACCCUUGCAACCCUCGAUACAACCCUUGCAACCCUCGAUGCAACCCUCGACACAACCCUUGUCUGUUCCAAGCAAAAAGAAGAAAAAAACAUCAAGAAGAUCCAAUAAAAGAAAAAGCACCUCGUUAAUACCUGAAAUUCCAUCAACAUCUAAUGCCAUGAUUCAAUCGCCAUUAGAAUCUAUCCAACCAUCAACUUCAGCGUCCAUUUAUCAAUUUCAAUCAAUAAAUACUCAAUAUGGAUCAGAUGUUCCAUCCACAUCGAAAUCAACAUCCAUGGAAAUUAUCCCAAUUGCAUCCACCUCGAAAUCAACAUCCAUGGAAAUUAUCCCAAUUGCAUCCACCUCAGCAGAAUUUAUCCCAUUCACGUCAACUUCUACAGAAGUUUUCCCAUUUGCAUCAUCUUCAGCAGAAUUUAUCCCAUCCACGUCAAGUUCUACAGAAGUUUUCCCAUUUGCAUCAUCUUCAGCAGAAGUUAUUCCAUUUGCAUCAACUUCAGCAGAAGUUAUUCCAUUCGCAUCAACUUCAGCAGAAGUUAUUCCAUUCGCAUCAACUUCAGCAGAAGUUAUUCCAUUUGCAUCAUCAUCAUCAUCAAUAGAAAUUGUUCCAUCAUAUAUCGUUAACGAAAUUUCAUCAACAGGAGAUAAUCCAGUCUGGUAUCCAAAUGGAAAUAAAAAAACUUAUCCUGAAUCAGAAGUUGAUGACAAAAAUAAAUCUUGUAUAGCAGAAUGUGUUUGUAUAUUUUGCACUUACCAGCACGAAGAGGUGUCGCGAAAUGGUGUCGCGUAUAAUCAUAUAUUAUUUUGUUCUAAACAUUCCCAACCGUAUGCCUGUCUCAUAGAAAAUUGCCAUUCUGUAUUUCCCAAUAAAUUGGUCUUCAUUCAACAUUACCGAACUCAUUUAAACCUUAACAGUUCAACUUAUUUAUGUAAUAAAUGCUUUAGUGUGUUAACUUGUCCGAGAAGAUCGGUUAUGAUGAGUCACACGCAUCAAAACCUUUCAGAAAUGUAUAAAUGUUGUUCCCUUACAUUCACGACAAUGACCAAAUUAGUUCUACAUAAACUGAUAAAUCAUUGUGCAAUAGUUGUCACAAAUCACAACCGAGCGCGUACUCGUCAAAAACAGAAUCUUAAUAUUAAGAAAACCGAACUAGACCACAUAAAAGUUGGUUUGGAUGUACCUGGCACAGUAACCUGCAAACAGAAAAUUAAAGACAACGGAAGUAUUAAGUGUUAUCGUUGUCCAAAAUAUUUUAACAAUAUUCACCAUUUUAUAGAACAUAGUAAGAUUAAGCAUAAGAAUUUAAUUACAGUAAAAGAUAAAGAAAUAAAAUUAUGCCCUCUGUGUAAUAAAAGUUAUUUCAAUGAACAAUUUACUGAGCAUCUUGAAAACUGCACAAAUACCAUGCUAGUUGGUGACAAAUCAUUGAAUCAUUAUGGAUGUGUUUAUUGCUCAGCAAUUUUCACAAAUUUAUCUUCUAGAGAAUUUCGCAAUCAUGUUCUGUACUGUAAAUCUUUUGAAUUGGGAAUAGUCAAUAAUAAAAUCAAUCAUAAAUGUAUGAAUUGUAGUUUUACAAGUACCGAUGACAAUUUAAGUUUAUUGCAUGCCAAUUCUAAUUGCAUAUACUUCCAGUUGAAAAUGCGUUAUGCUUUGGGACCAGAUGAAACCAAUAAAGUUACAGAACAACUGGAAUUUGUCAAGCAAAACAUAGAACAACAGGAUAAAUAUUGUAUAAACGAUGGAGAACUUCUUAGUUCUUCUAAAACCUAUUGUAAUACUGCUAGACAACGGCUGUUAAAAUCUUAUAACUUUUUUUGUAACAACUGCGAAAAUUUAUUCUUUGAUGAACACAUCUUUUUCAAACAUUUGACUGAGACAGGAUCUUGUUGCCGAAUGCAAAAUUUAAUCUACUGUCAAAAAUGUUUGACUGAUUUUAACUCAAUGGAAGAAUUUCAUGGCCAUUUACCUAGAAUGCCACAAUCAGAAUCAUUAUUACCAGUAAAAGAAGAACCAGUUGUACAAAAUAAUUAUGUAUACGGCGAUCUCCAUAUGGAUGUAAUACGUUUCAACCCAAAUUAUGGUGUUGUUAAAGUUGAAAGGAAUAACGAAACAUUUCAUCAAAAACAAGAACCCAUUGAUGAAUCAGAUUAUAAUAAUAUAGGUAUUAUUCAAGAACCGGAACCGGAAGUUUCGUAUAAUUACUAUCAUAACAGUGUUUAUUCGUGCCCAGAAGAGGAUUCACCCGACAUUGACAUGCAAUGUGAAGUCGAAGAAAAGGUAGAUUUGAAUAGCCUUUUAAAAAAAUUGGAAUGA
Molecule: messenger RNA, 2631 nt
Organism: Macrosiphum euphorbiae (potato aphid)
Lineage: Eukaryota; Metazoa; Arthropoda; Insecta; Hemiptera; Aphididae
Source: the annotation of a GenBank genome assembly